Sitophilus oryzae (rice weevil) is the source of this 4842-nucleotide messenger RNA. RefSeq names its product endophilin-A (gene EndoA). NCBI's taxonomy places the organism in Eukaryota, Metazoa, Arthropoda, Insecta, Coleoptera, Curculionidae. The record is from RefSeq and is a predicted model, not a curated record. Gene Ontology annotation, cellular component: cytoplasm; glutamatergic synapse; presynapse. The transcript has 11 exons. Gene Ontology annotation, biological process: synaptic vesicle uncoating. Bases 439 to 1764 code for a protein of 441 amino acids. Gene Ontology annotation, molecular function: protein binding.
UGUUUAACUCAUUGAGUGUUUCUUUAUUAUAUAACCAUCGUCUGUAGAUAUUUAAAAGAUGCGUAGAGGGUGAUGUAACUUUUGAUUAUUUGUGUCUUUUGUUGUAUUUGGGGGUGAUUUUAUGAGGAUAGUUGGGAUUAAUGUCAAAUGUAGUAGUGUUAGAAGUGUAAUUGGUAAAAGAAAACGUGGGUGACGAGGCAUUACAACCCCCGGAGUAAAAAAGACAAAAAUUGGCAUUGGAACAUUGUCUUUUGGUGUUAGUAUCGAUAUGUGCGCAAAACGUGUUGCGCGUGUCUUCAUUCACAUUUUACCAAGUCGAUAACCAUACUUGUAUCAGACUUAGAUUCCGUUGGCAGGAGACUGAAUUUUGCGUUUUUCCUCAUCAAUCCACGUAUUUCCGCUCAUCGAAUACCGGUCAAAAUUGAGACUAAAAACAAGAUGGCGUUUGCCGGGCUGAAGAAACAACUUAAUAAAUGUAAUCAGUAUGUCACGGAGAAAAUGGGGGGCGCUGAAGGAACCAAACUGGAUCUGGAUUUUAUGGAUAUGGAAAGAAAAACAGACGUCACGGUAGAGUUAGUUGAAGAUCUCCAAAUUAAAACCAAGGAGUUUCUCCAGCCCAACCCGACAGCCAGAGCAAAAAUGGCAGCCGUCAAAGGCAUCAGCAAACUCAGCGGUCAGGCCAAGUCCAACACUUACCCCCAACCGGAGGGUGUGCUUGGAGACUGCAUGCUUAGCUACGGCAAGAAGCUGGGAGAUGACAGCAUGUUCGGGAACGCGCUGGUUGAAAUGGGCGAAUCCCUCAAACAAAUGGCCGACGUAAAAUACUCGCUUGACGAUAAUAUUAAGCAGAACUUUUUGGAACCUCUACAUCACCUGCAGACAAAAGACUUGAAGGAAGUAAUGCACCAUCGGAAAAAACUACAGGGCAGACGAUUGGAUUUUGAUUGCAAGCGGAGACGCCAAGCCAAAGGUUCAAAUAUUGCAGAUGAGGAAAUUAAGACAGCCGAAGAAAAAUUCGCAGAAAGUCUCCAUCUUGCUCAAAUGGGCAUGUUCAACUUAUUAGAAAAUGAUGUGGAACAAAUUUCUCAACUGACAACUUUUGCUGAAGGGUUAUUGGAUUAUCACAGUCAGUGCACAGAAGUUCUUCGAACGCUUACUGAAACGUUACAGGAAAAGAAAGAAGAAGCAGCUAGUCGUCCUAAGGUAGAAUUCGUACCGAAAACUUUAUCUGACUUGAACAUUGAAGGCGUUUCUGUGGCAGACGGAUACAAUGGUACACAUUCCAGUCAGUUAAGCCUAAAUAAUCACAAUUCGGGUAACAAUAUUUCUAAGAACGGUCAGAAUCAAACCUAUAAUGGGUGGCACCAAUUUUCGAGGCCAGCGCCCAAGACGGCCCCCAUUAAACAUCACAUGCCUCCACCCGAUCCUUUCGAUCCUUGGAGUUUUCCUCAAGGCUCUUCGCAAGUGUCUUCUCCUCAACACAAGCCACAGCAGCUAGAGCUGCAUCCAGGACAGCACUCUGCAAAUGCAUCACCAUUGCCGUCCCCCAUGAAGUCACCAGCCAAAACUCCAAUGAACAGACAAGCCUGCUGCACAGCCCUCUAUGAUUUUGAAGCCGAAAACCCUGGAGAAUUAAGCUUUAAGGAAAAUGACAUGAUCGUUCUUCUAAAUAAAAUCGAUGAGAAUUGGUACGAAGGCAGUGUUGGGGGUCGCACAGGAUAUUUUCCAGUGAAUUACGUGAAAGUCGACGUGCCACUUCCAUAGACCAGUAACCUCAAAAUAUCCAAUCAAUUUCCGCAAGAUGAACAACUUCCUAUAAUUUAUUUUUGUAUAUUGGCUCUGAUAUUAACACAUAAUUUUUUGUGUCGUUUUGUGAUAAGUAUCCUUUUUUAUUACUUCAUUUUAUCUUUAUUUCACACAAUUGCAAAGUUGCGUACCUCCGUUCUGUCAUAUUAUCUUUUUUUCUAUGUUAAAUACCUCCGGACAUUAGAUUUUAUUUUCUAUCUAUCGCCGUGUUGUUUUUAAUUAACUACACUGGCCAAUGUUUUAUAUGAUAAAAUUUAGUGAUAUGGUCUCUAGUCAACAAAUAAUGCGAGGUAUUUGAUAUAAUUGCUUUUAACAAUUUAAAAAAAGCUUAUCCGUAAAGAUUAAAUGAUAAUUACGAAAGAAAAAUAGUCAUUUUAAAAAAAUUGGUACGUUUCUGCAACUGCACGAUGUUAAGAUGGGUAAAAAGUUUCGAGAAAUUUGCCUUUUUGCUUAAAUAUAAGACUGGCAACAAAUAAUGCCACAUCUCGACGUAAAAAAUCUAAAAUAUUUUGCUAACAAUUCCGCUGAGCAUUUAAGUUUUAGUUUAAUCGAUUUUAACAAAAACAAAUAGGUUUAAGGUAUCGAACUGAAUUUUUUCAUAUUUUCAAAUUGAAAUAAAUCUUCCUAAUAUAAUUUAGUUGCAAUUUGUAUAUAAUGAUGAAUAUUAUAGUGUAUAAAGUAAUUUCUUUUUUAGUUUUUAAUUUAAUAAAUUAAAUUGUGUAAUAAACUGAUGUGCAGUUGAUAGUUUUGAUGGCUAUACAGGGCGAAUUAUAAUUAGUUUGAAUUACAAUCCUUUUUUUAUAAAACACAAAUCAGUAACCUUAACUCCAUAGAACAAAAUUGUACAUUGUAAUUUGCCCUAUAUGAAAAUAAAAUGAUAAUUACUAAGAUUUACUCAUAAAAACUUAAGUUGUAUAUAUUUUUUAGUAACUUAGAUUAGUUUUAAUACUGACAUAGUUUAUAUUCUCCUUUAUACUGUGAACGCUAAAAAUUUUGAGGAUGAUAGGAAUUUUAUAACAAAUAUCUUUAAAUUAUUAAAACGCGAAUAUUACUAAAUGGAAAUAAAAAAUAAAUGUAUAUUUUAAACGUUGUGAGGUAUAUUCGAAGGAUUGUGUAACCGUUUAAGGCUUUUAUAAUAAAAUCAUUAUCAUUAAAAUUUAUAUUGUAAUCAUAAACUUUUACACAUUUCUUCUCUAUAGUGUGUUCUAUGUCUUUGGUUGGUUUUUCUCUAUGGAAAUCGGGAAAAUAAAACAAACACUAUUGAAUAACUUGCUAUUAUCACAUAAUGUUUUAAUAUAUUUUCACUUCUGUGAUAAUAAAAUAGAUCUUGUUCAAUUAUUAGAUAUAUUUAAUUACUUCAAUAAUUUUGAAAAGAAUUUUUAAAGGCAUGUUGUCUUUAAUUUUUGUUUUAUUUUCAACUAUACCAUUUGUGUAUUCCAGAAGUGGAUUCAAUAUUGAUAUUAGUACCAAAUAAGAGUUAUUAAAUUUUACUAUUUAUAUUUGUUAUACAUUUCAUUUUUGUUAUAUGAAUAUUGAUUUUUACCAAAAUCCCUCUUUGAAUCCACUACUGACAUAAACUAAAAUAAAAUAAGCAAGCAUACUGAAUACAGGACACAUGAUCACAAAUGAUAUGUACAAGUUGAUUCUAGUUUUCACAUUUAUUUUAGAAAAUAUAAAUAUGAUAUUAUAUAAACAGAAUAAAUGGCAAGAACUAGAUUUGAUUCAUACUUCGAUGUCUGUUUUCUGUAUAAAACAAAAUAUAUAAAAAGUUAUUGCAUGAUAUGGACUCAGUGUUAAAAAAAGAAAUAAUAAAAACUCUAAAAAAAUUUCUGUUGAUGUUCUUUAAAUGUAGAGUAAAAAUUUUCUGCUAUUAACUUUUUAUCUUAUAUGUAAAAAUCCAUAUUCAGAAUAUUCCUUCUUUAUAAUUAUAAAAUCAUUUUAUAAAACCGUUUCUUUCGGAUUAUAUAAGCCUGUUAAAAAAAUAAAGAAGUUUAUUCCAUUUUGUUAAAAAAAAUAUAAUUAAUAUAACAUUUUUGGCUUGAAAUUGCCAAAUUACAAAAGAUAUCAUCUAUUAGAAUUUGCUAGAUGUUUUUAAUGGUGUAUAAAUUUUAAUACCAGAUAAAUUAGACAAAGUAUACUUGGUUUGAUUUUUGUUUCUUUUUCCAUUUUCGCAGUAGUGGCCUAAGAUUUAUUGGCAAAAGAGCUUGAGCUAUAAACAGACUUAUAAAAGGAAAACAAAAUUAAACCCUGUAUAAUUUGCAUUAAAAAUUCGUAUUUAUCAUCUGGUUAAAGACAAUACUUUAGAUGUAAAAAAUUAUAAUAAGCAUUUGAUUAAGGACAUUGUUAUAUAAGUUGCAAGGGUUAUCCACAAGCAUACAGAACAUUGUAACAAAAGUUUGAUGAUAGGCUUUUUGUUAUUUCUGUUAAGUACAAGAAAUUUAAUCGCGUGUAUCUUGUGGAUGGCCUAAAUAUCCUUAAAAAACCCUACGAUGUUUUUAUUGUAAUCUAUAUUAACUUACUACUUAUCAUAUGGUGUAAUAUAAAAUAUACUACUAUUUAGAGUCCUAACAGUUUCUUACAAACAGGUCUCGAUAUUACUGUUAAAAACAAGAUAAAUGUAGUGUUAAUUUAAAUUGUUCAAAUAGUUUCCAAAGCAAUAAUGCAUUUUCUCAAAAAUCUCGGAGCAGUUUCAGUUUUGAACGUCAGCAUACAUGUUUCAAAUAGAAACAAACGUAGGGUAUGAAAAAACAUAUUGCUAGUUUUGUGUGCCUAUAUAAAUAUAAAUAUUUGUCAUAUAUUGUCCUAUUUAAACCAUGUAUUUUGACGUUGAAAACUCUGCAAACUUUCUCUUCUGUCUAAAGAAAAAUGAAAAUAUUGUCAGCAGCACUGUUUUAUAUUAUUUUUAUACACAUUUCAAUUAUUAUUUAUUCAAAAGGCCAUAUAUUUCGUUUAAGCAAGUUACCAAAUACUUUUAAAUAUUGUUAAUACACAUGUAUACAUUUUAAAUGUUACCGUAUUUGUGCAUUAAUAAAAAAA